AUGCCACUGGAGCCCAUGAGCCCGCUUGGCAGCAGGCUGGUCACCAGAAUGAGCCGACCGCACACCUACAGCCAGGCAGCUCCGGUCUCGGAUGGAUGGACGGGUGCAAGUGGACUCGACGGCGGCCUGAACGGGUUGUUGGCAUUUUGCCCACCCGAUCCGGGACUCGCAAUUCCCUGGGCCCUGGAACAGAUGACCACGCAUGAAGAGAGUCCCGGCUGGUUCUCGCCGCUCACCCUCUCCCAGGCGCCCACUCGGCCGUCGGUAGCGUCGGCGGCGUCCGGCACUUGUGCCAUCGCCCCGGCAACCGCCCUCGAUCGUCAUGUAGACCAGACGCUGGCCAACGUGAGUUCGAGUCCCGUCGACAGCUUGAGUCAACCGUAUGCCCAGUUCUGGAGACUGCUGGCACCGCUGUUUCUCUGGCCGGUCAACAACACGAAAGCCGAUCCAAGGACACGCGGCCAGAACGACGAGAUGAGUCGUGAUGAGGAGCCGAGUUCGGCGGACAAAACGGUCAAUCUGGCGCCAAACACGCUCGAAUUCAACAAUGCCGCCUCUUUUUGUUCACCUGCCAACGACUCAUCUUCGACGGCUGCACUGUUUUCGUCCACAGCUCACGUGGCAACGUCCGAAGCCAGCGUUGAAUGCGGCUACGGCGCCAAUCACGUCGGCCCCUGUCCGCCAGUUCAGUCGGUACAGACGGUCUUUCGGAAUUGCAGGCCGACCGAGGACCCGUUCAAUGUUGUCCUGACAGCCAACGGCAAAAACGCCAACUUUCCUCUGCCCUCGAGCUCGAUUGGGGCCACAUGCAAUGGCUUUUUGUGCUCGAGGCGAUCAGGUGAGCUCUUCCAUUACGUGUCCACCAGUUGA
This is a messenger RNA of Protopolystoma xenopodis, 870 nucleotides long. NCBI's taxonomy places the organism in Eukaryota, Metazoa, Platyhelminthes, Monogenea, Polystomatidea, Polystomatidae. The record is from the annotation of a GenBank genome assembly.